AUGCAUAUUAAGACAUAUCGAUACAUACAUAGUGUGCGAGAGAGAGAGAGAGAGAGAGACACACACAUGGAGUCUUGGGUUAGAACUGUGGUGUUGGUGUCUUGCCUUCUUCUUCCUACGGUUGUAGAAUGCAAAGUUCGGCACUACAAGUUCAAUGUGGUGUUGAGGAAUAAAACGCGGCUGUGUCAAACGAAGCCGAUCGUCACCGUCAACGGUCGAUUCCCAGGGCCCACUCUCUAUGCAAGGGAGGGUGAUAACGUGAUUGUCAAGGUCACUAAUCACGUCAAAUACAACGUUACCAUUCACUGGCACGGAGUCCGACAGCUCCAAACAGGUUGGUUUGAUGGGCCAGCAUACAUCACACAAUGCCCGAUCCAGACCGGUCAAAGCUACGUAUACAACUUCACUAUCACGGGCCAAAGAGGCACACUUCUGUGGCACGCUCACGUCCUCUGGCUACGAGCCACCGUGCAUGGUGCCAUCGUCAUCCUACCCAAGCUCGGCGUUCCGUAUCCGUUCCCAAAGCCCGAUAAGGAAGAAAUCAUCAUAUUGGGCGAAUGGUGGACGUCGGAUGUUGAAGCUGUGAUCAAUACAGCCAUGGCGGCCGGCCAGGCGCCAAACGUAUCAGAUGCCCACACGAUCAACGGUCAUCCUGGCCCACUCUCAAAUUGCUCUCAACAAGGGGGUUACAAGUUACAAGUAGAGCCUAGCAAGACAUACCUCCUCCGAAUCAUCAAUGCUGCCCUCAAUGAAGAGCUUUUCUUCAAGGUGGCCGGACACUCGCUGACCGUCGUCGAGGUAGACGCCGUCUACGUCAAGCCCUUCAAGAUCGACACCAUCCUCAUCACACCAGGCCAGACCACUAACGUCCUCCUAACCGCCAAUCAAAGCUUGGGACGAUACCUAAUCACCGCAUCCCCAUUCAUGGACACUCCAAUCGUCGCUGUCGAUAACAUGACCGGCACCGCCACCGUACACUACUCAGGCACACUUGCCACAUCAGCAACUACACUCACUACCCCACCUCCCCAAAACGCCACUCCGGUAGCGAACAACUUCAUAUUAGCCCUUCGAAGCCUGAAUUCAAAGGCGUUCCCGGCCAAUGUUCCACUGACCAUUGAUCACUCCCUUUUCUUCACCGCCGGCAUGGGAGUCAAUCCAUGCUCGACGUGCGUAAACGGGAGCCGGGCCGUAGCCGCUAUGAACAAUGUGAGUUUUGUGAUGCCAACAACCGCUAUUCUUCAAGCUCACUAUUUCAACAUAAGUGGCGUAUACACCACUGAUUUUCCAGGCAACCCUUUGAUCACGUUCAAUUACACCGGCACACUUCCUACAAACCUUCAGACACUGAACGGGACGAGAGUAUACAAGCUUGCAUACAAUUCAACGGUUCAGCUCGUCCUACAAGAUACGGGUUUUAUCGCCCCCGAGAAUCACCCGAUCCAUUUGCAUGGGUUCAAUUUCUUUGGGGUUGGAAGGGGGGUGGGGAAUUUCAAUGCGACAACCGAUCCUGCUAAUUUCAAUCUGGUCGACCCCGUUGAGAGGAAUACGAUUGGGGUCCCGUCAGGUGGAUGGACCGCUAUCCGAUUCAGAGCUGAUAAUCCAGGUGUUUGGUUCUUGCAUUGUCAUUUGGAAGUGCACACGACAUGGGGUCUGAAAAUGGCAUUUUUAGUAGACAACGGAAAAGGCCCCAAAGAAUCGCUUAUACCGCCCCCAAGUGAUCUUCCUACUUGUUAGGCCUGCCAAACACGCCAAAAUCAGAUAAUGUGAAGAUUCUUCAAGUAAACAGAAUGAACAAGAAAUGAGAGAUCGAGAGAGAAACCGAGAGAGCUUUUAAGGUUCUGUCGUUCUUGAGACGAGCGGGGUGAUGAGUAUGGAUGAAUUGAAUAAGUUCGGGCGAGUUUUACAGCUUCAUUUCUGGGUUUUUUUUUCCUUGUGAUUACACGCAUUUUAAUGUAUGUUUGGAUACUUUCAAAUUCCAAAGGAUCUUUGUAAUAAUUAUAUUGAUAUAUGCGAAAUUGUGCUUCAAGUUGAAAAUCUUG
Magnolia sinica is the source of this 2042-nucleotide messenger RNA. RefSeq names its product laccase-4-like. The record is from RefSeq and is a predicted model, not a curated record. Gene Ontology annotation, biological process: lignin catabolic process. Gene Ontology annotation, cellular component: apoplast. Gene Ontology annotation, molecular function: copper ion binding; hydroquinone:oxygen oxidoreductase activity. NCBI's taxonomy places the organism in Eukaryota, Viridiplantae, Streptophyta, Magnoliopsida, Magnoliales, Magnoliaceae. The coding region runs from base 1 to 1737 and encodes 578 amino acids. The transcript has 6 exons.